CAAUCUCGAAAAUAUUAAAAUAUAAGGUAGUUAUUAUUAUAAGAAAUAUAAAAUAUUGUUUUAAUUACAAUUAUUAUAUUUAAAUUAUUCAAGUACACAGUAGUGAAAACUAUUGAGUAAUAUAUCAGUGCUAUUUUUUUAAAAAUAUUUUACUUUAUAUCUCAUGCGUUUGGUACUGACAUUGUUCAUUAAAGCUAUUAAAAAUUAUGUGUAUGGACUAAGUCUUUACACCUUAAGGGAUCAAUAAAUUGUUUAUUAAAAUAAAAACAAUGUUCUCAACGCUUAAACGUUUAACGAACAAAAUUGACAAUAAAGAUGUCCCAGCUACCACAAGUCAGCCUAAAGCAUUACCUCAGGACUUACAACGAACUUUCUCCAAAGGCAUUCAAUACAACUUGAAACUAGUCAUUAAAGGCGACAGGAAUGUAGGAAAAACAUGUUUGUGGAACCGUUUGCAAGGAAAACCUUUUAUUGCCAACUACGAAGAAACUGAUGAAAUACAAGUUGCCCAUAUCCAAUGGAACUAUAAAAAUACUGAAGAUAUCGUUAAAGUAGAAGUUUGGGACGUGGUUGACAAAGGAAAGAGACGAUCAUUGCCAUCGUCUAAAUCAAGUGAUGUUCUUAAGACUGAACACAAUAAAGCAAAAAUAUCACCAGUACCCGUUGAAGACACUCCAGUAUUAGAUGCAGAACUUGUUGAUGUUUACCGAUGUACAAAUGGUGUUUUAAUAGUCUUGGAUAUUACUAAAAGAUGGACACUAGAUUAUGUGUACAAUGAGCUGCCGAAAAUACCUGAUAACAUACCCGUGUUAGUAUUAGGAAAUCAUUGUGAUAUGAAUCACCACAGGAGUGUUAAUGCGGAUGAAAUUAUUUACUAUUUGAACUCCUUAGAAAGGGGCAGCUCUAUUCGAUAUGCUGAGGUAUCAAUGUCAAACGGAUUUGGCCUGCGACUUAUUUAUAAAUGGAUUGGCAUAUCAUUUUUACAACUACAGCGUGAAAACAUAAUGAAUCAUUUAGAAACAAAUGGUCGGGAAACAAAAAUAAUGACAAUGGAGUUAGAUGUUUAUCAACAGAGUAAUGAAGCUAAUUAUGAUUUGUUUCUCACGAGGUUGUCAAAACAGAGAAGAGUUGAUGCGGAAAAUAAAUCUGUAGCUGCAACAUUACCGCUACCAUUGCUAAAUACUCCCAGUAUAAAUGACGUAAAAUCUCAAAUUGAAAAACAGAAUCAAUCACGAAUAGAUCCAAAAACACAAAAUAUUGCCCAAAAAAUGUUUCCUAUAACUAAGCCAGAUACACAACUAUCAGAAACAAAACAUGUGUGUAAAGAAUAUCCCAAAGAAGAAUCGGUUGUCAAUGUACCCACAUCAGCUAACAGCAAUAAUUUAGAUGACUUUGUACCAGACGAUGUGUUGGAUAAGUCAUUUUUAGAAGACGCUGGUCAUAAUGAUAUUGUGGUAAAGAGUGUCAAAGAGACUGAACUCGAUUCUGAUAGUGAUGAUGAUUCUGGAAAUCCUAUGGUCGCAUGUUAUCAAGCUGACAUUGAUCCAGACGAUUUAGCACCAGCUCUAUCAAAUAUAAAGAUAAAUACUACCAUUAUGAGUGAAAACGACAAUUCACUUGAUAUAGAAAAUUUAACUGAAAUUCGAAAUACAACGAGGCCUAGACCUGAAGGUGGAGAGGAUGAAUCAAAAACCCCAAAAGAUAGUUUAAACUCUGUAGAUUCAGAGAUUAAGGGUAAAGAGAAGAAAAGCAAAUCUAAAGGAGAGAAAAAGGGCAAAAAAAAAAUUACUAGUUCCAAAUCGGAAUACGAGAAUUUGGAAAGCUUUUUGAAUGACGUAUCAUGAUUUAGAUCAUUUUACAUUAAUAUAUUUUGUUUUAUAUAAUUAAAAUUUUUAAUUAUUAUUGUUAUUAAUGUUCUUAGUUUUUUGUAAUAUUAAUAUUGAAGUAAGUGCAUUUUAUUCCGCUUUAUUAAAUUAUACAUAA
Molecule: messenger RNA, 1983 nt
Organism: Adelges cooleyi (spruce gall adelgid)
Lineage: Eukaryota; Metazoa; Arthropoda; Insecta; Hemiptera; Adelgidae
Product: rab-like protein 6
Exons: 10
Coding region: 270-1844 (524 amino acids)
Cellular component (GO): cytosol; nucleus
Molecular function (GO): GTP binding; GTPase activity
Source: RefSeq, a predicted model, not a curated record